AUGGAAUAUCAAACUAACAACUGCCUUAACCAAUUCAGGAAUUUAGGCUUUACAGGUGCUAAGCCAUUUCAAUCACUAAUGGAGGUCAACAAAAAAUUGACUUCACUUGAAUUUGAUCAGCAUAUACAGGAUGAUAGUGAUCGAUUAUUGAUAGGAAGGCUCCUAUAUUUGACCAUCACUCGACUAGAUAUUGCAUUUUCCGUUCAAUGCCUCAGUCAGUAUAUGCAUUCUCCUAAAGUGUCUCAUAUGGUUGCUGCAGCAAGGGUGGUCAAGUAUGUGAAACAAUCUCCAGGCCUUGGUGUUUUCAUGUCAGCCUGUGCUGAUAUUAAUCUCACAGCAUACUGUGAUGUUGAUUGGGCAUCUUGUGUUAGUACAAGAAGGUCAGUCACUGGUUUUUUGCUUAAACUUGGCGACUCACCUAUCUCCUGGAAAUCCAAGAAACAGUCCACCAUCUCUAGGAGCUCAGCAGAACCUGAGUAUAGGAGCUUAGCCUCCACUGUAGCUGAACUUGUUUGGUUGAGGGGGUUACUUUCAGAGCUUGGAGUUGGUCUUAAUGGUCCUAUAACUGUGUUUUGUGAUAGCAAGUCUGCGAUCCAAAUUGCCACUAAUCCUGUUUUCCAUGAACGUACCAAACACAUUGACAUUGAUUGUCACUUCAUCAGAGAAAAGGUGCAAAUGGGCUUGGUGAAGCUGUUGCAUAUUCCACUAUUGAACAACAGGCUGAUAUCCUUACCAAAGGACUUGGUAUUGGUCAACAUACUUAUUUGGUGUCCAAGCUAG
Solanum tuberosum (potato) is the source of this 780-nucleotide messenger RNA. RefSeq lists its product as uncharacterized. The record is from RefSeq and is a predicted model, not a curated record. The transcript has a single exon. NCBI's taxonomy places the organism in Eukaryota, Viridiplantae, Streptophyta, Magnoliopsida, Solanales, Solanaceae. The coding region runs from base 1 to 780 and encodes 259 amino acids.